UCACCCGGAAGUCGCCGGCUCGCUCGGGUUGUGUGUGUGUCAGCACUCCCUAAGAUGGCGGGGGUGUUUGAGGUGGAGGUUGACGGUGUACAACACGACCACGGACACGGGCACGACGACGCCGCCGCUCAGGUCGACCUCUCGCAGCUUUCACCAGAAGAGAAGUGGAGACUGGAACAUGCGAGAAUGCACGCCAAGCACAAGGGGCACGAGGCCAUGCACGCCGAGAUGGUGCUCAUCCUCAUCGUCACGCUCGUCAUUGCUCAGCUUGUCCUGGUGCAGUGGAAACAGCGGCACGCCAAAUCCUACAACUUGGUGACCCUGUUUCAGAUGUGGGUGGUGCCCCUGUACUUCACCACGAAGCUGCAUUGGUGGAGAUUCCUGGUGACGUGGUUCAUCUUCUCAGUUGUCACCGCGUUCAUCACCUUCCGCGCCACUCGCAAACCCCUGGAGUGCACCACGCCGAGAUUGGUUUACAAAUGGUUCCUUCUCUUGUACAAGAUCAGCUACACGACGGGCAUUGUGGGAUACAGUGUGGUCAUGUUCACACUCUUUGGCAUCAAUCUGAUAUUUAGAAUAAAACCGGAGGAUUCCAUGGAUUUUGGCGUCUCCAUGCUGUUUUACGGACUCUAUUACGGCGUCCUAGGCAGGGAUUUUGCGGAGAUGUGCGCAGACUUCAUGGCUUCUACAGUAGGAUAUUACAGUGCAUCCGGAAUGCCCACUAAACACCUGUCGGACAGCAUCUGCGCCGUGUGCGGUCAGCCCAUCCUGGUGAGCGUGGAUGAAGAAGGAAUCAUGGAGAACACGUACAGGCUGUCCUGCAACCAUGUAUUCCACGAGUUCUGCAUACGAGGGUGGUGCAUUGUGGGUAAGAAACAGACAUGCCCAUACUGCAAAGAAAAGGUGGACCUGAAGAGAAUGUUCAGUAAUCCGUGGGAGAGGCCUCACGUCAUGUACGGUCAGUUACUGGACUGGCUUCGUUAUCUCGUAGCCUGGCAGCCGGUCAUCAUCGGAUUAGUCCAGGGCAUCAAUUACAUCCUCGGUCUGGAAUAACGGCUACGCCAUGCCAUCCCCUAUUCCAGAGAGAGAGAGAGAGAGACUAUAUGCAAUCUGUCUUUGCUAGAAGGAGACUGGGACUGAAACCAUAAUCACCAAAAGUGUGUAAUGUACUGUAUAUUGGCACGUGCACACACACUGUGCAUAUGUGUAUUUAAAGGAGAAAAAAGAGAAAAAGAAACCUACUAGACGUCUGGUUUUGUUCUUUCAUUUUUAAAACGUGUUUCUUAUUUUGGGAUUUUAAUUUUUUUCUUAAAGAAACUGCUAACCUGUCUUAAUGUUUUAACUGUAAAUCUUACCCUCAAAGUUAAAAAAAAAAAAAAAUCACUCUUUUCCAGUAACAAUGAAAUUCCCUUUUCCCAUCCAUUGAAAAUCCCUCUUUCACUUCUCAUCAUACACUUUUGGUUAGCAGUGUGUGCACACUGACAGGAAUCUCUGAACCUGUAAAGUGUGCGCUUGUUUGUUUUUUGCUUUUUUUAUUAUUUUUUUUAAAGGAAUGUCGAGAAUUGUUACUGCAGUAACACAGAGUUUCUGUUUGACUCCUCACUGAGGCGGUGAGUUUCAGCGGCUCCGUGUUCUGACAGACGGUACACUGGGAGUCUGAAUGAUCGGAUGUUUGUGAAAUUUAUAUGACGUUUAAUGAAACUGAGUUCAUGAGA
Molecule: messenger RNA, 1715 nt
Organism: Clarias gariepinus (North African catfish)
Lineage: Eukaryota; Metazoa; Chordata; Actinopteri; Siluriformes; Clariidae
Gene: rnf121
Product: ring finger protein 121
Exons: 9
Coding region: 55-1053 (332 amino acids)
Cellular component (GO): Golgi membrane; endoplasmic reticulum membrane
Molecular function (GO): ubiquitin protein ligase activity; metal ion binding
Source: RefSeq, a predicted model, not a curated record